GGUUGGUAUUUGUUAGCCGACCAACUGGGGUCCUACGCUCUCGUGUAAAUUUUUAUUUUUCCCCGUUAAACAUUAUUUUAUUAAAUAAAUUAAGAUAACAUCGCUAUGGCACACCUGCGAGAAACCUCGGACAAGGCGCUGAAGCUGUUACGCACUUUACCGCGCGUUCAAAUCGGCAAUCUACGACCAAACCCAAACUCAAAACAAAAUGACAAGCGUGGCAGGGCACAACACGGGGGAGAUAAGCACGGAGCGGGCAACAAGGGAUCCGGACAGCGGCAGAACUUCAUGCGAUUGGGCUAUGAAACGGGCAAUCAGCCUUUCUACUUGAGAUUCCCCUACGAGCCUUACUACAAGGGACACCACCUGAAGCGCCAGUAUCCGCCCAUUUCGCUGCUCCAACUGCAAGUCCUCAUUGACACGAACAGGAUAGACAUCAGCCAGCCCAUCGACAUCAGCACGCUGUGCAACUCUGGCCUCCUAAAGCUCAAACCCGCUGAAAUGGAGUAUGGGUUCCAGCUAACGGACGACGGACUGGACAAUUUCCAGGCCAAGAUCAACAUUGAGGUGCAGCACGCCAGCGAGGCGGUUAUAGCGGCCAUAGAGAAGAACGGCGGUGUAAUCCGUACCGCCUAUUACGAUCCACGCAGCCUUCACAUGCUGGUCAAUCCGAAGAAGUGGUUCCAAAAGGGAGUGCCUAUUCCCAGCCGCAUGCUGCCUCCCCAAGAUGCAGUGGACUACUAUACGAAUCCCAAAAAUCGCGGCUACCUGGCCAAUCCCGAGGCGAUCAGCCAGGACCGCCUGGUGCUGGCCCAGAAGUACGGCUAUCAGCUGCCCAAAAUUGAAGAAGAUUCCGCAUACGAGAUGCUCACCACUGCAAAGGAUCCCAGGCAAGUAUUCUAUGGCCUGGAACCCGGCUGGCUGAUCAACAUAGUGGACAAAACGAUCAUUAAGCGCAAGCAAUAAUUAGUCGAGUUUGUUACUAUGCAUUUUGUUAAAUAAAGAAUUGGAUUACAAAAAGCUUUGUUAGACUAUGAUACUGUAA
Messenger RNA from Drosophila yakuba, 1045 nucleotides. RefSeq names its product 39S ribosomal protein L15, mitochondrial (gene mRpL15). Gene Ontology annotation, biological process: translation. The coding region runs from base 106 to 966 and encodes 286 amino acids. Gene Ontology annotation, cellular component: mitochondrial large ribosomal subunit. Gene Ontology annotation, molecular function: structural constituent of ribosome. The transcript is spliced from 2 exons. NCBI's taxonomy places the organism in Eukaryota, Metazoa, Arthropoda, Insecta, Diptera, Drosophilidae. The record is from RefSeq and is a predicted model, not a curated record.